AUGGUGUCAAGAUAUGAGAAGAAGAAAAACCUGACCAAACUCAUCAUCCCUUCUUCUUCUUCUUCUCCCAACCCAUCCCCAUCCCCAUCGCUAUCACAAUCCACCCCAAGCCCACACGUCAUCCACAGUAGGUCCCACUCCUUUGUGGGCCCCUCCCCUCCCUUCAAUCCCUCUUCAACCCCUCUCUUCUCCGUCGACGAGGACGAGGACGACGACGAAGUAAAAGAAUCUCGUAUUUCAGACCCCGUUAAGAUUGGACCUUCCGAUUUUCAUAUUCUCCGAGUUGUAGGGCAGGGUGCCUUCGGCAAGGUCUUCCUUGUCCGAAAAAAGGGAAAUUGCUUCGGUGAUGGUGAUGGUCAUGGUGAUGGGGUCUUCGCCAUGAAGGUCAUGAGAAAGGACAUCAUCAUAAAGAAAAACCACGUUGAUUACAUGAAAGCGGAGAGGGAUAUUCUCACUAAAGUCCUUCACCCUUUCAUUGUUCAGCUACGUUACUCCUUUCAGACCAAAUCUAAGUUAUAUUUGGUGUUGGAUUUUAUAAAUGGAGGGCAUCUCUUCUUCCAUUUGUAUCGGCAGGGUAUCUUCAGUGAGGAUCAAGCAAGGCUUUACACUGCUGCGAUAGUGUCUGCUGUUUCACAUCUUCACAGCAAGGGCAUCGUGCAUCGGGAUCUUAAGCCUGAAAACAUUCUUAUGGAUUCUGAUGGGCAUGUCAUGCUGACUGAUUUUGGAAUGUCGAAAGAGAUUGAUGAAUUGGGAAGAUCCAACUCUCUUUGUGGGACUGUGGAAUAUAUGGCUCCUGAAAUUCUACUGGCUAAAGGCCAUAACAAAGAUGCCGAUUGGUGGAGUGUUGGUAUUCUGUUGUAUGAAAUGCUAACAGGGAAGGCACCAUAUACGCACACUAACAGAAAGAAACUUCAGGAGAAAAUUAUUAAAGAGAAAGUUAAACUUCCACCAUUCCUUACCAGUGAAGCUCACUCAUUACUCAAAGGAUUGCUGCAAAAGGAUCCAUCGACAAGGUUAGGACAUGGGCCAAGUGGAGAUGAGCAGAUCAAAAGUCAUAAAUGGUUUAGGUCGAUCAAUUGGAAAAAAUUGGAGGCAAGAGAACUAGAACCAAAGUUUAAACCAGAUGUGUCUGGGAGAGAUUGUACAGCUAACUUUGACAAAUGUUGGACAGCAAUGGCCCCUAAUGACUCGCCAGCACCCACACCUACAGCAGGUGACCAUUUCCAGGGUUAUACUUAUGUGGCACCCAACCCUUGGCUUUCAUAA
Molecule: messenger RNA, 1266 nt
Organism: Sphenostylis stenocarpa
Lineage: Eukaryota; Viridiplantae; Streptophyta; Magnoliopsida; Fabales; Fabaceae
Source: the annotation of a GenBank genome assembly